AUGUACAUCAAGCAGGUAAUUAUCCAGGGUUUCCGGAGUUACCGUGACCAGACUGUUGUAGAGCCUUUCAGUCCUAGACAUAAUGUCAUCGUUGGCAGAAAUGGUUCAGGAAAAAGUAAUUUCUUUUAUGCUAUUCAGUUUGUAUUGUCUGAUGAAUUUAGUCACCUUCGUCCUGAGCAGCGUCAGGCAUUAUUGCAUGAAGGUACAGGACCCAGAGUCAUCUCAGCCUUUGUUGAGAUCAUUUUUGACAAUUCUGACAAUAGAAUUCCGAUUGAUAAGGAUGAAGUGGUCCUUCGGCGUGUAAUUGGCUCCAAGAAAGACCAGUAUUUCUUAGACAAGAAGAUGGUUACGAAGACAGAUGUUAUGAACCUUCUUGAGAGUGCUGGCUUCUCCAGAAGUAAUCCUUACUAUAUUGUUAAACAAGGAAAGAUCAACCAAAUGGCUACAGCUCCUGACUCCCAACGUCUCAAGCUGCUGAGAGAAGUUGCAGGAACUCGUGUGUAUGAUGAACGCAAAGAAGAAAGUAAAGUUAUCCUCAGAGAAACAGAGGGCAAACGUGAAAAAAUUAAUGACCUGCUGAAAUACAUUGAAGAACGUUUGAAAACUUUGGAAGAGGAGAAAGAAGAACUAAAAGAAUAUCAGAAAUGGGAUAAAAUGAGAAGAUCAUUGGAAUAUACGAUUCAUGAUCAUGAACUGCGGGACACAAGAAAAAAACUGGAUGAGCUGCAAGAGAAAAGAGAGAACAGUGGCAAAAUAAGCCAAAGGCUACGAGAUAACCAGCAGCAAGCUAACGACCAAGUAAAGUCAAUAAACAAAGAAUUGCGUGACCUAAAGACACGUAUGCAGAGUUUGUUAGAGGAGAAAGACACUUUGUCUCAUGAGUACCAGGAUUUGACCAAGAAAAAAGCCAAGGUAGAACUGACUAUCAAAGAUAUUCUGGAGGAGAUUGAAGGAGACAAGAGGUCAAGAAAAAAAUCUGAAGAUGAUUUAAAGAAGAUCGAUGAGAAGAUAAAGAGGUGUGAAGAUCAGCUGGAAAAUAUCAUUCCUAUGUAUGAGGCUCAAAAAAAUCGUGAAGAAAAUGCUGCACAGCAGCUGUGUCUUGCUGAACAGAGGCGUAAGGAGUUGUAUGCAAAGCAGGGGCGUGGCAAUCAGUUUACCUCUCGAGAAGAGAGGGAUACCUGGAUUAAAAAGGAGCUGAGAUCACUCAACAAAGCUAUAAGAGAUAAAGAAGAUCAAAUUCGUCGUUUGGAAGAUGACUUGGAAGGUGACAAGAAGAAAGCUUCCGAGUUAGAAGUCAAAGUUAAGGAAAUUACCAACAAAAUUGAACAGAACAAAGAGAUCAUUGAUCAGAACAACAAGACAUUCUUUGACAUGAAGAAGAAAAAAGAUCAGUCACAGAAUGAGCGAAAUGCCUUAUGGCGCCAAGAAAAUAUUUUGCAACAAGAAUUGCAAUCAUGCCGAGAAGAACUAAGUAAAAAAGAACAAGCUUUAAGGUCUAUAACUGGAAAGGCCAUUUUAAAUGGUAUGGAUGCUGUGCAAAAAGUAUUAGACACAUUCAAGUCACAAAAUAAAUACAAAGAUUUAAUUGAUGGUUAUUAUGGUGUCCUUAUUGAGAAUUUUGAUUGUGACAAGACUUUCUUCACUUGUGUGGAAGUUACUGCUGGAAAUCGGCUGUUCCAUCACAUUGUAGAUACAGACAGGACUGGAACGAGAAUUCUACAAGAAAUGAAUCGGCUCAAGUUACCAGGGGAGGUAACUUUUAUGCCUCUCAAUCGUCUGGAUGGCAGAGAUACUCAAUAUCCUGAAAGCAAUGAUGCCAUCCCCAUGAUUAGCAAAAUGAUGUUUGAGAAGAAGUUUGACCGUGCCAUCAAGCACGUGUUUGGGAAAGUGAUGAUUUGUCGAAGUAUAGAAGUUGCUACACAAAUUGCAAGAACGCAGAAUCUUGAUUGUAUCACGUUAGAUGGUGACCAAGUAAGUCGUCGUGGUGCUCUGACGGGAGGUUACUAUGACACUCGAAGGUCAAGGCUUGACCUCCAGAAAGGCAAAUGUGAACUUAUGAGAAAGCUUGAGAGCCAAAAUGAGGAAUACAAGGAACACAAGAAGAAACUAGAACAGAUUGAAAGCCAGAUUAAUAGUCUUGUCAGUGAGAUGCAGAAAAAUGAAACUAAAAACAGUAAAAAUAAGGAUACCUUUGAUAAAAUGCGGGCAGAUGUACGUUUGAUGAAGGAGGAACUUCAAUCAAUUGAAAAAGCCCGUGGACCAAAGGAGAAGAGUAUAGCAAGUCUGCACACCAAUUUGGAGGCAAUGAAGGGGUCAGCGCAGUCGCUAAACGAAGAGCUCGGAUCUGACCUGCUCUCCCAACUGAGUGUUGAGGAUCAGCGAGAGGUUGAUUAUCUUAAUGACCAAAUCAAGACCCUGACCACUCAGAACAAGGAGGCUUUUCAAGAGAGAAUCAGGUUGGAGGGUGAGAAAAACAGACAUGAAAAUAUGUUAAACAAUAAUUUAAAGAAGAAGAAGGACCGUUUUCUCCUUGAGAUGCAGGAACACUCGAGCAAUGAUCGUCGUGAACGACUCGAUUCCCUCAAUGCUGAGCAGCAAGCUGUUGACCAGCGCGUGGCAGAUAAUAAAAAAAAUGGGAAAGAAUUGGAUGAACAACUGGAAAAAAUGAAUAAAGAACAGAAGGAAUUACAGAAUAAACUGGAAUACUGGAAGGGCCAAGAACGAGAACAACAGGAGAAAAUUAAUGAAGAUGCUAAAGAAUUAGAAAAAAUGACUAAUAAACAGAGUUUGCUGUUGAAAAAGAAAGAUGAAUGCAUGAGGAAAAUCAGAGAAUUGGGUUCCCUUCCCAGUGAUGCUUUUGAGAAAUACCAGGAUCUUAGUUUGAAACAGUUGUUCAAAAAACUGGAGCAGUGCAACCUGGAGCUUAAGAAAUAUAGCCACGUCAACAAGAAAGCACUUGACCAAUUUAUCAACUUUUCUGACCAAAAAGAAAAACUGAUGAAAAGAAAAGCAGAAUUAGACAGUGCUCAUAAGUCCAUUCUGGAUUUAAUGAAUGCUCUGGAUCAUCGCAAAUAUGAAGCUAUUCAGUUAACAUUCAAACAGGUUUCAAAAUACUUCACAGAAAUAUUCAAGAAACUUGUGCCACAAGGUCACGCUGUAUUAGUAAUGCGAAAAGGGGACCAGGAACACCAGGAGAAUGAAGACAGCCAACAGUCUGGUGCUGAUGUCCCCCUAGUGGAGCAGUUCACAGGUGUAGGAAUUAAGGUGUCUUUCACAGGCAAUAAAGCUGAGAUGAGAGACAUGCAACAGCUUUCUGGUGGCCAAAAAUCUCUUGUGGCCCUAACUCUCAUCUUUGCCAUCCAGAAAUGUGAUCCAGCUCCCUUCUAUCUCUUUGAUGAAAUUGAUCAGGCACUUGAUGCCCAACAUCGUAAAGCUGUUGCCGACAUGAUCCAUGAGUUAUCCACUAAUGCUCAAUUCAUCACCACCACAUUCCGACCAGAACUGCUGGAACAUUCUGAUAAAUUCUAUGGUGUAAAAUUUAGGAAUAAGGUCAGCCACGUUGAUUGUGUUACACGAGAAGAAGCUCAUAGCUUUGUUGAGGAUGAUGCCACCCGUGAUGUCAUGUUCUUGCAAUAUAUUUUGACUUUUUUGUGUAAUAAUUUCAUUUAUUCUUUUUCCCCACUCUCCUUUGUUUCUCUGGAGUGUCCUCUCUUUCUCUCUUUUUGUUAUUUACCUUUUCUUUUUUUUUUUCCUCCUCCUCCUCCUCCUCCUCCUUUGUUCCUCUCUCAUUCAUUAUUUCUUCUCUUCAUACACCCUUUGCCAACCACAUACGCAUAA
Messenger RNA from Acanthosepion pharaonis, 3837 nucleotides. NCBI's taxonomy places the organism in Eukaryota, Metazoa, Mollusca, Cephalopoda, Sepiida, Sepiidae. The record is from the annotation of a GenBank genome assembly.